This is a messenger RNA of Ziziphus jujuba (common jujube), 3491 nucleotides long. RefSeq names its product receptor-like protein kinase HSL1. The record is from RefSeq and is a predicted model, not a curated record. Lineage: Eukaryota; Viridiplantae; Streptophyta; Magnoliopsida; Rosales; Rhamnaceae. Gene Ontology annotation, cellular component: plasma membrane. Gene Ontology annotation, biological process: protein phosphorylation. The transcript has 2 exons. The coding region runs from base 247 to 3336 and encodes 1029 amino acids. Gene Ontology annotation, molecular function: ATP binding; protein binding; protein kinase activity.
CAUGAUUAGGUAGGGGGAUUUAGUUAAUCCGAUAGGAACAGAACUCCAAGUUGAAUGCCCCAUUCGUCCAAGUCCCAAUCAGUGGCAUAUUGUAAUUAUGUACAAUACUGGUGUCAUUCAACGCGCACGCCCACAUAUAACCCCUCGAUCUCACGAGUUUCCCAAGUUUGAAUACCAGCCAUUUGUUUUCGUCUUCCGUAUUUUCCCGGUAAAAUUACAACUGGAGCAAGGAAUAAACCAUAUGAAAUGUCCAGAAUAUCCCUAUCCGUUCCUAAAAUUCUAUACCCUUUUUUGCUCUUCGUCCUCAUCUCCAUACCCUUGGAUGUAAUUUCCCAGUCUUCAGACACCGAACAAUCCAUCCUACUGAACCUGAAACAGCAAUGGGGCAAUCCACCGUCCAUCCAGGCCUGGAGCUCAUCAACGUCACCCUGCGAUUGGCCGGAGAUCAGCUGCACCGAAGGCAUGGUCACCGAAAUUUCACUCGCCGACAAAAAUAUAACGGAGAAAAUCCCGGCGACAAUCUGCGACCUCAAGAACCUCACUAAGCUGAACCUGACAUGGAAUUUCAUCCCUGACGAAUUUCCAAAAGCUCUAUACAAUUGCUCGAAGCUCCAAAUCCUCGACCUUUCACAGAACUAUUUCGUUGGUCCACUUCCCGAAGAUAUCGACCGCCUUUCCUCUCUCCAAUACUUGGAUGUCGGCGGCAACAAUUUCUCCGGCGAUAUCCCGGCGGCCAUUGGAAAUUUGACGGAGUUGAAAGAACUGCAUAUGUAUCGGAAUCUAUUCAACGGCACGUUGCCCAGAGAGAUUGGAAACUUGUCCAAUCUUGAAGUUCUAAGCAUGCCUUUCAACGAGCAGUUAGUGCCAGGUCCGAUACCACCAGAAUUGGGAAAAUUAGAGAAAUUGAAGUUCUUGUGGAUGAAAAGGUCGAAUCUGAUCGGAUUUAUUCCAGAAGGUCUUACCAAGCUUCAGAGCCUGGAGCACUUGGAUCUUUCAGGUAACAAUCUGGCGGGUACAAUUCCAAGCGGAUUGUUCACGUUGAAGAAUUUGAGGUGGUUGUAUCUAUUCAAGAACAGAUUUUCUGGGGAUAUACCGAGAACAAUUGAAGCUCUGAACUUGGAAGAGAUUGAUCUUGGUAUAAACAAUUUGACAGGUUCAAUUCCAGAAGACCUCACAAAGCUACAGAAUUUGACGAUUUUGAGUCUGUUUUGGAACCAACUCUCUGGUCAGAUUCCCGUGGGUUUAGGCCUGCUACCGAACCUGAAGAACUUUCGCCUUUUCCACAACAAAUUGAAUGGAACUCUGCCUCCGGAACUAGGCCUGCAUUCGAAGCUCGAAUCAUUCGAGGUCGCCAACAAUCAACUAAUCGGUCAGCUACCAGAAAAUCUAUGUGCUAAUGGAGUUCUGCAAGGAGUGAUUGCAUUCUCAAACAAUCUUAGCGGGGAAUUGCCUGAAGGGCUUGGGAAUUGUAGCACUUUGAGAGCGGUUCAGCUUUACAUGAACAACUUUUCUGGUGAGGUUCCUCCAGGCCUUUGGUUGACACUGAAUUUGUCAAGCUUGAUGCUGGGUGACAACUCUUUCUCCGGCCAACUUCCCAGCAAGUUAGCUUGGAAUGUGAAGCGGCUCGAAAUUAGUAACAACAGAUUUUCUGGUGAAAUUCCUGCCGGAAUCUCUACUUGGGAAACUAUGAUCGUUUUCAAGGCUAGCAGUAAUCUGUUCACAGGGCAGAUUCCGAUCGAAUUGACGAGCCUUUCUCAGUUGACAACUUUAUCUCUUGAUGGUAAUCAACUUUCAGGUGAAUUACCUUCGCAAAUAAUAUCAUGGAAGUCUUUAAAUACUCUGAAUCUGUCAGGAAAUGAACUGUCAGGCCAGAUUCCAGUGGCUAUUGGUUCUCUACCGGACCUCGAUUAUUUGGACUUGUCCAUAAAUCAAUUGUCAGGUAUAAUUCCUUCUGAACUAGGCAAUUUGAAGCUUAGCUACCUUGAUUUGUCUUCCAACAAGCUUUCUGGGAAAAUCCCGAGUGAGUUCGAUAAUCUCGCAUACGGAAGCAGCUUCUUGAACAAUUCCAAUCUAUGCUCCAAUGGUCCAUUUCUAGACCUUCCAAAAUGUUACAGCAAACUCCAUGUCUCCAAGAAGCUAUCCUCCCCGGUCCUCGCCAUCAUUUUGAUCCUUGUCAUCGUCGUAUUUCUAGCCACUGUUGUAUUGACCUUCUACAUGGUGAAAGAGUACCGAAGAAAGAAGCACAGCCAGGACCUGAAAACAUGGAAGCUCACAUCAUUCCACAGAUUGGAUUUUACAGAAUUCAACGUUUUAACGAAUUUAACAGACAAUAAUAUCAUUGGAUGUGGAGGAUCGGGGAAAGUGUACCGGAUAAGUACCAACCGUCAGGGUGAAUAUGUUGCUGUGAAAAGGAUUUGGAACGACAGGAAAUGGGAUGAGAAGCUGGAGAAGGAAUUCUUAGCAGAGGUUGAGAUACUGGGCACAAUCAGGCAUUCAAAUAUCGUCAAGUUGUUGUGCUGCAUUUCGAGCGAGAAUUCGAAGCUCCUCGUAUACGAGUAUAUGGAAAACCAUAGCCUGGAUAAGUGGCUUCAUGGGAAGAGGAGAAAAUCGACGUCAGGAAUGACCGGUUUUGUUCCUCAUGUUGUUUUAGACUGGCCAACAAGGAUGCAGAUUGCAACUGGGGCCGCACAAGGCUUGUCUUACAUGCACCAUGACUGCUCUCCCCCAAUCAUCCAUAGGGACGUCAAGUGUAGCAAUAUCUUGUUGGACUCUGAAUUCAAAGCAAGAAUAGCAGAUUUUGGGCUGGCAAAGAUAUCGACCAAGCAUGGAGAACCUAACACCAUGUCUAGUAUUGCAGGCUCCUUUGGUUAUAUAGCCCCAGAAUAUGCUUAUACAACAAAGGUGAAUGAGAAGAUCGAUGUGUACAGCUUUGGAGUUGUUCUCCUAGAACUGGCAACUGGAAAGGAAGCAAAUAGCGGUGAUGAGGACACUAACUUAGCGGAAUGGGCGUGGCAGCAUUACGGUGAUGAAAAGCCCAUUACAGAUGCUUUGGACGAGGAGAUUAAGAAACCCUGCUACUUGGAAGAGAUGACAACUCUAUUCAAACUGGGACUUAUCUGUACAAGCACAUUGCCAUCGUCACGACCUACAAUGAAAGAAGUUUUGCAGAUUCUUCGUCGCAACGGUCCUUCAGAAGCUUACGAAAUAAACAAGGUAGGGAGGGAGUUUGAUGUUACUCCCCUCCUUGGCCUUGGCAAUGCCAAGUACCUUGCUAGUUAUAGACACAGCAAGAAGGUAUCACAUGAGGAGGAUGACAGCUUGGAAUUAAGCGUCUGACGUACUAAAUUAGCUGCAAAGAAAAUCCAAUUUUCCAUAACCAUUGAGAAGGCAGCCCUUCAAUAUAAUUUUUGUUCUGGAAAAUCAUAUUUGUAUCCUCUGUAUAUUUUUUCUGGCCGAUUAUAUAGGAUUUGAAGUCUCAAUUUUGCAGUCAA